CCGUCCGGGUACCGCGCGGCCUGGCACCCGGGCUCUUGAGCCUGACAUGGCCCACUGUGGAGCAGGCGGCCUGGCCCCGGCGGGCCUCCCGAGGUCCCCGGGGCUUGGCAGGAAGGGGCUGCCCAGGAAGGGGUCCGGGGAGCGGCGCCGGCUGAAGGCGGUGGUGUCGGAGCAGCUCAGCCGCGACGUGCUCAGGCUUUUAAGGGAAGAGAUCCACACAGACAUGGUUCUUUCUGUCAGUGGCUCACUGUUCAAAGUGCACAGGGCAGUCUUGUUAGCCAGAGCCCCUGGCUUUCACUCCCACAUCACUGGACACACGUCAAGGGACCUAACAGAUGAGCUCGUUCCUGUGGACAGUGUUGAAGCUUCGGAAUUUAAAGCGUUUUUACAGAUUGUGUAUUCAUCAAACAAAAGCAUAAAAAACUAUGAAGAGGAAAUUCUUCAGAAAAUGCAAAUGGGAAACGUAAUGCCAGAAAGGGGGCUGGACGUCAGCUUCCUGCAGUGUAGAACUUCAUCUGACUGCUUUCUUGGGAAACACGAAAUCCCAGGGGAUGUUACCGGUGGAGGUGACAGUUUUAUUUCCAAGGAUGAUUGUGACCUGGAACUGGCGUCUGAAUUAGGAGCAGAUUUGCUGAAGCUUUACCUGAGUCAGGAUUAUCACGACAUUGACAUUUGUGUUGAUGGGAAAAGCUUCAAAGCUCACAGGGCCAUUUUAAGUGCCAGGUCGAGUUACUUUGCUGCAAUGCUGAGUGGCUGCUGGGCUGAAAGCUCCCAAGAGUGUGUUACUCUUCAAGGUAUAACCCAUGUGGAAAUGAGUGUUAUGAUGCACUUUAUAUAUGGAGGGACUUUGGAUUUUCCAGAAAAGGCUAAUGUUGGUCAGAUACUGAACGUGGCUGAUAUGUAUGGACUGGAAGGAUUAAGAGAAGUAGCAAUCUAUGUUUUAAGAAGAGAUUACUGUAAUUUCUUUCAGAAGCCUGUUCCCAGAACGUGGGCAUCUAUUCUAGAAUGCUUAGUCAUUGCUCAUUCGGUCGGAGUGGAAAGCCUUUUUGCUGACUGCAUGAACUGCAUUAUAAGCCAUUUUGCAAGGUUUUGGUCGGAAAGAAGCUUUGCAAAUGUUCCUCCUGAGAUUCAGAAAACGUGUCUCAGUAUGCAGAUUCAGUCCUUAAACUAUGGGAAUGCUGCCUUGCUUCUGAUGGAAAGUGACAAGCUAAUCACGGGUCUGCCCAGGGUGAAGUGGACAGAAGCAGCCCUGUCGAUGGCAUCUCAGCUCCAAGGAGAGUGUGUGACAUUCAUUGUACAAAACUUCUCCCAGAUCAUUGAGAGUGCGAGCUUCACUCUUCUCUUGCAGUCACAAGCAAUGAGCAGCACAGCUCAUCUGUUGGACAAAAUUUUUAAAGCAAUUGAAGACAGUAUCACCGCUGAGAAUAGCUGCUCUCUCCUCAUGGCUCUGGACACAUUACUGAAGUCUGACAGUGCAGAGGAAAUGGGCUUUACGUGCAGGAUCCAAGCCGUACGUGAUAAGCUGUGGACCUUCCUGGUUCAGUCGUUCUAUGCUGUCCGUCACACAGAGAGCUGGAAGCUGAUGCACAUAGAUGAUCAGCAGAAAAUCCAAGCAGCCGCACUUGACAAGGGUGAUGACCGCAGGCUUGGCAGGAAGCCCGUGCUCUCCAGCUCCCAGCAAAGGAGACAAGGCUCUGAUGUUAUAAAAAUAAAACCUUGGACGGGAAAUAACAAAAAACCGUGUCGGGCGUCUCCCUCUACUAAUGAGAAGAUGAGAUCUGAUGGACUAGGAGCGUCAGGGCAUGCAUCAGGCCCUCACAGAAACAGUGUGAACAAAGUGUCCAAGCAUGGCGAGGGCACCAAAGUGUCCAAGGUGACCACAGAGGUGAAAACCGGGGGAACACAUGUCCCUGGCAAGCCUAAAACUACAAUAAAGCCCCAAACAGAAAACAAUGCUCACACGAAGUUAGACAGUAUGUCGUCCACAGUUGUGGGAAGGCCAGCAAGAGUGGCAGCGACUGGACGGAAGGACCUGACGCAUGGAAAAGGGAUCCAGAACCAAGAAGGGGAGACCACAGGGGCCAGGCCCAAGGUUCUCACUGCAAACCUGAACACGCAAGCCAGAGCCAAGCCUUUGCAAACAGCGAAAGGGAAAGAUAAUGGGUGCCCCGCCACUGUGGGGCCCUCCAGUAGAUCUGCAAGUUCCAGCACAGAACUUUUGGCUUCCAUGGGCUCUGUGGAUGAGACAAAAGAAAACGGAUCAGCAGAAGACAAGUCUUGUGACAAGAAGCCAUACGUUGGUGCUUCCCCGGGACAGAUGGUAUAUAAUGGAGUAACGUCAACUGUAGCAGUGAAGUCUCGACCAGUUUCAAGAGUGACCAAUGGAACAUCCAGCAAGAAAAGCUUUAUUCAUGAGCAAGGCCCUUCUGUGACUAGCAGUGUAAUAAAGAAAGGGAGCAGCAAAGGACUUAACGAUUCAGCACCACAGACAGCGGCCAAGAAAAGAGGGAGCAGCAAUGGAUAUACAGCAGCUCAGCCUCGGACAAAGAGCGCCCCUCCCACCCUGGCUCAGACCCAAGGAUCGCAAGGAGAGUCGCCACACUCAGUAAAAUCCUCCAUAUCUUCAAGGCAGUCUGAUGAAAGCCUAACAAGGUUGAGGCACGGAACGGACAAGCAGAUGCCUAAGAGAAAAGUUGUCAAGCAAGGACACGCAACUUCGCAGAAGGUUAAUGCAAAGCCAACUCCUAAAAACCCAAGUCAGUCCACGAAAGGUGGAACCGUGACCAGUAAAGACUCAAAACAAAAAAUGCUUCCUGGACAAGUUACGCUGCAAAGUCAGGCUUCUCAACGGCCUUCCAACCCCGAAGCAGCCACCACACAGAGAAGCGUGCUUCGUGGUGUGCAUGACAACAGGAGCCAGGUCUUUAAACAGAGGCCUCCUGAGUCCCUGGUUAACCUUGCUAGUGACACCAAUGGUCCUGAAGCAUCCCAGUCACCCUGCAGACCUCAACCACAAAGUCCAUUAGGCAAUCAGGAGAAAACGAGACAGGAGCGAGAACACCAAGAUAGGCCAACCCUGGGUGACUCAGUAAAAUGUGAGCUGAGGUCAGAACUGACCAGCAUAGAGCAAAGCCACACACCCACUUACAAAGUCUCGAGUCAGUGCAAUGCAAACCCAAACUGUGGGAGCAUCGCUUCUCUGAAACCCGUGACUUCAAAUCCAAAUGAAAACGCGAUCAACUCCAACACAGCAAAUACAGACCAAGUCUAUGUAUCAGACAGAGAGAGACAAACAGGGAGAAAAGGCACAGACCGUGAACCAAGUGUGAACUGUGCGGCCAGGAACGAAGCUUUACCGAGUGUUCCUGCAGGGACGAGUAGUGCCCUAAAGUCUGCUCAGGACGACAGAAGACUCCCAUUUCAUGGAGAAGAACUGCCAGCUCGAGGCCACUUACCUCACGACUGUGCCACAGAGGACAGUAAAUGUGCUACACCCACCUCAGCUGUCUCCUCCAGAUGUCUCUUGGGACAACCAUCUGAAAAAGGUUAUAAAAAUAUGGAAGCAUCAGGAACCCCAGAGAGCCAUGAAGCUCCGGACGCUCCAUUCACGGGUCCCUGGGAUUUGAACACCAGCGCCACACAUCAGAGAGAGAGUCCAGAAUCCGACACUGGCAGCGCUACCACAUCCUCAGACGACAUAAAGCCCCGCUCCGAAGACUAUGACGCUGGGGGGUCUCAGGAUGACGAGGGCUCCCACGACAGAGGCGUCUCCAAGUGCAGCACGGCGCUGUGCCAUGACUUCCUUGGGAGAAGCAGCAGCGACACCAGCACCCCUGAGGAGCUGAAGGUGCAUGAAGGUGACCUCAGAACCGAAGUCAGAGUGAGAAAGCCGGGUGGGGGGGACCUCCCGCUCCACUCGGCAAGUGAUGAUGAGACCCCUAGGAAGAGGCCAGAUCCCUGGUCUCGAUCUACGAUAGUCCACCCCAGGGAGAGGGGAAGUGCUCCACGGGCCAGUGUCCCAUCUGCUCAGGAAGUAGACCAGGUUUCUUCUUCAGCAGAUGAGACAGAAGAUGAAAGAUCUGAAGCAGAAAACGCUGGGGAACACUCCUCUCCGUCCAACUCAGGUACUCAGCACGUUCAGGGGAUAAUUAACCUAGCUUUUGAAGAUGGAACUGAACAUGAAAGUCGUGAGUUUUCUGCGACUAAGAAGUUUAGAAGGUCAGUGUUGCUCUCGGUAGAUGAGUGUGAAGAAGUGGGGUCUGACGAAGGCGAAGGCCACACCCCCCUCCAGCCCUCCCUAGAUUCUCUUUCACCUUCUGAUGUUUUUGAUGGUGUUUCCUAUGAGCAUCAUGGAAGGACAGGCUACUCCAGGUUUUUCAAAGAAAAUGAAGCAACUACUGCAGAGCACAAAUACAGUAGAGGCAACGAUGGGCAUAAAAGUGAAGGCUUUCUCCUGAGCCCUAGGAGCAAAGACUUCCCAAGACAAGAUAAGCAGUGCGUCUCAACAGGUGAGAAGACCAGGUUAGAUGUCCCGCCCAAAGCGAGCCAACAGCCUUUUCCAGAAAGUAAAGACGUGACUAGUAAACGUGAGGUGGCUCACGGCUUGCAGCAGCACGGCACGCUCACGGAUGGGGACACCAGGUCUCAAGAACGGCCAUGUCAUUUGGAACUCCACCAGAGAGAACCCAGCUCCACCAUACCAAAGAUCAGCUCAGCGAGAUCUCUCGACUCCUGUCCCAGCCAGGUGCUGCCUCAGGACGGUCAAGUGACAGACAGCCAUCCCACACCUCCCAAGAGAGCUAAUAAUGCUGUGUUUUCAGGAGACAUAGAUGAUUGUGAUACAAUGGCACAAACCACCAUGUAUGACCACCGGCCUUCAAAAACCCUCUCUCCAAUACAUGAGAUGUCUCUAACAGCAGCGUGUGAGCAGAAAGAGGAGUCAGGAACCCAUGUUGCAGACAGGGCCUCUGCGGAGGAGCAGCCCUUUGCAAAGCAGGACUGGACGCUGCUGAAGCAGCUGCUUUCUGAACAAGACGCAAACUUAAAUGUGACCAGCUCUCUGCCUGAAGACCUGAGCCUAGCCCAGUAUUUAAUCAACCAGACACUCCUUUUAGCCCGAGAUAGUUCGAAACCUCAGGGUUCAGCACACGCUGACACUUGGAACAGGUGGAGUGAACUGUCGUCCCCACUUGACGAUUCGACAGCAAGUGCCACCACGGUUAGUGUUUCUUCCACAGAUUGUUCGCCUCAAGGGGAGUGGACAAUCCUGGAACUGGAAACCCAGCAUUAGGAGUCUCACAGUCGGGAGAGAUUUAGACUAUGCCACCCUGUUUUUUUGAUGCCUAUUUAUAUUUAAAUUAUAAUUUAGUUAGCCAAAUAUAGACUGUCCUUAAAAUUGAUGGAGUCUUUUAAUUUAUUGAGGUAAAUAUAACUUAUUUAUUAAUACUA
Molecule: messenger RNA, 5448 nt
Organism: Rattus rattus (black rat)
Lineage: Eukaryota; Metazoa; Chordata; Mammalia; Rodentia; Muridae
Gene: Btbd8
Product: BTB domain containing 8
Exons: 18
Coding region: 47-5290 (1747 amino acids)
Cellular component (GO): neuron projection terminus; synaptic vesicle
Molecular function (GO): protein binding
Source: RefSeq, a predicted model, not a curated record